Molecule: messenger RNA, 7109 nt
Organism: Mytilus trossulus (common blue mussel)
Lineage: Eukaryota; Metazoa; Mollusca; Bivalvia; Mytilida; Mytilidae
Product: centrosome and spindle pole-associated protein 1-like
Exons: 53
Coding region: 300-6062 (1920 amino acids)
Biological process (GO): positive regulation of cytokinesis
Cellular component (GO): spindle pole; centrosome; microtubule
Source: RefSeq, a predicted model, not a curated record
CAUGCGCUGCAUUCCAAUGUUUUGUUUCCUGUUCAUGUCUUGUCUCGUUGAAAAAUAUCAACUAAAGCCUUUUCCCCGUUAAUUUAGACUUCUACAUCUAAGUCUAGGAUAUCAUUAUGAACAAAUUUAAUAUAAAGUAGAAUUACAACACACAAGAAAUGAUAGAAUUACAAACUAACCGUUGAAACACGAAUGUUUUGGAGGUUGCCAUAAACGCCGAAAAUCUCCAUGCAGUGAAAUUUGAGACUACAGUUAUAGAAAGAUACAUAUUUCAAAGUUUUUUUUAAGCAGGAAAUAACAUGACCUCAAUGAUGGAAUCUGACAUUGACCAAUUUAUUCAAAAUCAGAAAGCAAAACUUCAACAGGAAAGACAACAGUUAGCAGAUGAUGAGAGAGGUGAGAGGGUAGGGCGUAGACAGUGGGAUGACCCAGGACAAGAGACACAGUAUGCUGAACAGUUACUUCCUAAGAGGACUAUUAUGGUCAGAAGUAAUACACUACCAGAUCCUAAAUCAAUGAGGGAGUUUGACUAUAAAGAUGCUAGAAAGGAGCUGAUGAAGGAAAGAAGGAAGGAUUAUGAGGAUUAUCUGAGGACCUAUCAUCAUGAUCUCAUACCAUUGUUAUCAACACCAGCAAACUCCACACCACAAACCAGACGUUACAACAGGCGACAUAGUCCAUCUCUACAUUACCCAAUGCUACCUCACUUCUCAUUUGAUCAGUUUAGGGACAAGAGCUCCGAGAAGACAAAUGAAUCGCCACGUAAACCUGAAGUUGAUUACAAAGAAUGGGAGCUCUCCUUCCAAAAAGAAAAACAAAGAGACUAUAAUCAAUAUUUAGAACAGAGAAAACGUAGAACAAGAAAACAACCUACCCCUCCAGGGUCUGGUUUAAAGUUUGGGGAGUUUGAGGAAUAUCGUAAAAAGAUUGACCGACAACGCAAACAAGAUUACAAGGAAGAUCUAGAAAAGCAACAGACAGAGCAAAUGAUGUUAAAAGCACAAAGAGAUUAUAAUACAGUUCCCUAUGUACAAACUUCUCCUCGUUUUGAUCCGUCCAAAGAAAAACUAGACCAUGAAAUAAGUGACAGGAUAAUGAAUCAGAAGUUCAAAGAAUUUGAUAAAAUGAUGGCGCUGAAUAAGACACAUGACCAACAUGUACAUGUAGAUAAACGAAGGACAGAACGUCCACUGCCAAGACCACAAGAUAAGGUUGUACCAGAAGAAAAGACACCAGAGAAGCCGUCAGAGCCUAACAACUAUUACGACACAUUUCACUAUCAGAAACAUCAGCAACAAUUGAAGGAUGAAAGGCAAAAAGAGACGAGACAAUUCUUUGAACAGCGGGCAGACCCCCAAACAAACAGAACAAAUGACCCCCCUAAAGAAGAAGCACCAGGGCUUCAGCUGGGAAAAUAUGAAGAAAAAAGAAAGAAAUUAGAACAGGAAAGAAAAAGAGAAUAUAAUGAAAUGCUGGCCAAGCAAAAGGGUAAAAGGUCCAAAGGUGCACAGUUAAGGGAAGAAAGAUCACAGCCCCAGACACAAAGGGAAGAAAGGUCAUAUGCACGACCCCAGCCAAAUUAUCCAGAUCAAAGUCCAAUAGCACAACCACAGCCCAGAGAUACUGCCAGAUCAUCAUAUGAACAGUAUGAUAGGUCUAAACAGCUUCAGGAAGAUAAAGAGAAUGAAUAUUAUGAUUUGGUCAGCAAGCUUCAGCAUGGAAGAGAAGAUAACUCUGUGGAGAGAUUACCUCAGGGGAGACAAACUUCAUAUACUGAAGGUGAAACAGCAGCACUUACAAUGUUAGAGGAGAAAGAAAGAGAAUAUCAACAACUUCUAAAUGAGCUACAAGUAGGACGUAUUGACUCUGAGGAACAAAAAAAACCUCUUGCUCUUCCUGGUAACUCUGAUGAUGUUACUGAUCCUGAGUCAGGAGAUAGAAAACUCCUUAAUGGGUCACCACCUCUGUAUCUCCUCUCAGAAAGUCACAUGGAUGAUGUUGAGAAAAAAAUGGAGAAAUUGAAAAAAAAUCUUAAAGACAGGAAUGAAACUGGAUAUAGUACUGCUGAAUCCCUGUUGGGUGAAAUUGGUGACCAGUUGGAGCAAGUGCAAACAUUGUUAUCUCCUUCGUGGCUCAUUCCAAUGCCAAUACAAAGACGAUAUCUCAAGUUGUUAAAAAUUUACAAACACCAGUUGAAAAAAAUAUAUAGCCGUGAAUUCAGCUCUGAGAGACAGGAAAAAGAGAGGGAAACUCACAGAGAGCAGUUACCACCAAAACCCCCGACUCCAGGGGGAAUGUUUAAUAAACUUGGUGCCCAUGAUAGACAGAGGGACAAAUUAAACGAAGAAAGAAAGGAGGAGUACAACAGAUUGAUAAAUGAGCAUAAUGAAGCAUUAGUUGGAUUAAUAAAGGGAGUUAAUUCUGACGUAGAGGCCAGAACUGAGGGUGGCCAAAGAGGGAGAGGUAAAAGAAGUGAACCAAAGGAGAAUUAUCAACCAGAACCCCGUCAACAGCCAGAACCCAGACAAAGACCUUCUACAGAUGAGGCUCCUGGUGGUUUCCUGAAAGGUUUGAAUCCAAGAGAUUCAGCAGAGCAACGCAAAAAGCAGCUACGCAAUGAUGAAUAUAAUGAAUUUUUACGACAGAAAGGUGGUAAAGGUAGAGGUCGACAGACAGAGGGUAGACCACCUCUUCCUACCUCAGCAAGAAAUCCACGACAUGGUUAUAAUGACACAGAACCCCAAAACAGAAGAGUAAACUCUGCCACAAACGAGAGAGAUGUUGGGAAGAAAGAUGACAUAUUUGCUACGUUACCUGGGUUACAUUACAGUGAUUCAGCUGAGAAAAGAAAAAUGGCAGUGCGAAAUAGAGAAUAUAAUGAAAUGCUACAAAAUAAGGAUGGGAAGAGACGAGGUAGGUCCAAUGAGAAUGGUCCUCCAGGUCCAAGAUCUGGUUGGCAGUCCCCAUCUUAUGAUGAUGUGCUAGACAGGAAAAGACAAGAAGAAGCUAGAUAUAGGCGUGAUGAUCCAACAGGAAUGAGGGCCUACAAUAGUGAAGGAGCUAUUGAUACACUGGGGAAUGAUAGAUAUAAAGAUUUGGACAGAGAAUAUGAAACAAGGAAAGUCAGAUUUCGUGAUCAGAGAUCUAAUAUUUUGGACAAUGACCAGUGGUUAGAUUCUGAUCAGGCCAGACGAAAUGAAGAAUAUCAAGAUUUGUUAAGUAAAGUGCAGAGUUCCCCACAACAGUCGCAACAACCGCCACAAGCCGUACCAAGAGGUCCUCCACCGAGGGAGGAACCACCGUCUUCAGAAAUGGCAACUUCGUAUUAUGCCACAUUGCCAGUCGGUACUGACAGAGGUGGCAAUGAGCGGGAUAGUGCCAAGCGUAGAAAACAGAACAAAUACAGGGAUGAAUUACAACUACAGAUGAAAGAAACUCUGGCCGCUAAAAGGAGAGAGAAAGUAGAAGACUUAAGGGUUGAUGCUUCUGGAUUCUUAGACCCAGAGAAGACAGUAAGGAGAAUUGGAAACCUUGGUAAUCCUGAAAUAACCCCAAGACGACAAAUUAGAAGUCCAGAAGUUCAGCCAUAUCAUACCAAGUUUGAUCUCAGUCCUCGAGGUGGAAGGAAUGGACAGGAUUUAAAUCUAGACCUUGGUGGAAUAGGUGGCUAUACACCAAGAGAGCGAGGACGUCCACAGAGACGAGGUAGAGGAGGAGGAGGUGGUGGCUCUGGAGGGGGAUUAUUAGAUUCAGGGUUUGAAGGCCUUCUCGAGUCAAGACCCAGAAACGCAUAUGCUCCACCAGGAAUACAGUAUCAACCAUCCUUUGCAGACCCAUCAGACACAGGAAGGAUUGGUAUCCCAAGUACUUAUAUAACUGGAGGGGGAGGAGGAGGAGGUCUAAACAACCCAGCUCUCAGUUCUAUAGACGAAGCCUAUCAUUUCUAUGGAAUGAAGAAUCCAUUAGACCCAGAGCCUUCGGGAGGUGGUGGUCCAGAUAUUCCAUUAAAUCGUUUAGAUGAUCAGCCAUAUAGUCGUCGAAUGUCUCCUCCUAGAGUUACUUUCGAAGAUAACACUAGAGCCAGGAGUAGAAGUAAAGAGAGGAUCUCACCAUAUCAGUUUCCUAGUGAUGAUGAUUUUAGGAGUAAAUCAAGACAAGAUCAGAGAACUUACCAAGAAGAACUUCAGCGACAGAUACAAGAAAAGAAAUACAGGGAACAAAAAGAGAAAGAGGAAAAAGAUAGAUAUGAAAGAAAAUUGGAUGAAGAAAUACGUAACUAUAAUCCAUUCGGUCGUGGUGGCGGUGGAGCUCCAAUCAAAGAUAAUUCUGGCAAUGCAGUCACUGACUUGAGGUCUAUGCAUUAUGAGAAUGUUGGAGGAACAUCAGCGAGGUCUCCACCCCCUAGGGAGUCACCAAGAUUCCGAGCUCCUGCUUCUCCUAAAGAUGAUCUCAUUAAACCUCCUCCAAUGCAACAGAAUGCUAAAGGGGAAAAUACUUAUGCUAGAGGUGGUCAUGGUAUAUUUGGACAGCCUAGGACUGAUGCAGAGAAAGACACAGCAGAUAAAUAUAAAGAUGAUUUACGUCGACAGAUUGAGGAAAAAAAGAGAUAUGAUCAAAUUGAAAGAGAAAAGGAAAAAAUUGAGGAAGAAAAAGAAAACAGACGUCUGGAGGAACAAAGGAUAAAAAUACAGCAGGAAUAUGAAGAAGAAGUCAGAAAGAAAAGAGACAAAGAAGAAGACGCUCGAAGAAAAAAUGAAGAACUUAGAAAACAAGCUGAAGAUAGAAAGAAUGAGGAAAGCAGAAAAAGGAGAGAGGAUGCUGAUGCUAAAUCAAGAGAGAAACAAGAAGAACAAGAUAGAGAGAGAACAGAGAGACAAAGAGAUGACAGAGCUGGUUCACCUCCUAUACCAGCUAUCAGGAGUAAACUUGCAACAGAAAACGGAGAACCUUCGGAAGAGAAAAGACAUGUUUCUAAACCUCCUCCUAAGUCUAAAGAACCUCUACCUCCUAAAAAGACCAAUUAUAAACCGGAUGAUUUUAAACUUAGUAUAACAAAAAGAGAUUCAGCACCAAAUAUACAUGGUUACGAUCAUUUCCGUACAAGUUCAGUCAGUCUGGAACGUCCAACAACACAGACAAGAAUUACCCCAGAAAUCAAAACUCCGACGUCAGAUGGGCGAGGCAGGUCACCGCCUGUACCCUCACACAGAAGCAAGCCAGAACCUCAGGUUGCUCCACAACCUUUACAACUAUCCAGAGCUAACAGUUCUGAUGUUCUAAAAGAAUUAGCUACAAUGAGAAAACAAUUACAGAGUGAAAGAAAGAGAGUAGAAAACGCACUUGAAAACCAAAAGAAUGAACCAGAUGUGUUUGAUCCCAGAAUGGUACAAAGACCUCCACCGAGAGAAAUAGAUGUGUUUGAGAGAGCUAAACAAGGCCAUGCUGCUGUACCACAGAGACAGUCAGAUACAGCAAAUCCUAGAACAUUACAAGAAUUUAAUGAAUUAAAAUAUAAAACUGAUACAGAUUCCCGGCGAGCAUUUAGAAGUAUGUUUCCUGAUGCACCUACCUCUAAUUCAGCGUUAGAAUCACAACAAGAUGCCUUGUUACGUCAUCAAGAAGAUACUCUCAAAAAUCUCAAAGACAGAAACUAUGGUACUGGACGACAGGGGACUAUGAGUCCAAAGUCCAUGCUGAAUUCCAACAGUGCAUUUAUAGAUGUAGAUACAGUCAACCAUUUCCCUGAAGACUUCGAAGAUUUACCCAAACGGAAUGACUCAGCUAGAAUGAGAAGAAGAGAAAGACUUCCUCUUAGCCCAAGGCCUGAAAGCAUAUCAUUAAACCCUAUGGGAUCUACAACAAGUUUAGAUGUUGACAGGAUACAGAAGAAGAAUGAUGCUAGGUUACGGAGAUUACAUCAGAUGAACACUGAUGAUGUUUCGAUAGCUGAUCCUGAUGAUAUCUUAGACAGAUUUAUGGCAAAACAAAGAUAUAACAGACCUCCGUCCGGCCAGACACUCCAAGAUGAUUCAUGGUUACGACCUGGAAGUAAAGCAUUUUAAUGACAAAGAUCUGCAUUCUAAGAAUGCUUAACAUGACAUUAUUAAAUGGUGUUACACAAAAUAUUUAAGCCUUGUAAAUGAAUGCAUAUUUAUUUGUAGAUAAUUUGAUAUUGUGAGAAUAACACAUGCAUUUGUAUGAAAAUAUCAUGAAAGUGAUUGUUAUGGCAAUAAUAUCAAUGAAAACAUUACAUUCCUAUGACUGUUCUUAAUGUAUAAACUGGUACACUUGAGUAUAGAUACAAUGUACUACAGGUGACAAAUUCAUUUUAGUGCUAAUUAUUGAAUAAUUUAUUUUUAUAUAAUUUCAUGAAAUGAAUUUUAGAGAGAGAGAGAGAGAGAAUAUAAUGUGAAAGAAAUCAGCAAAUGUUUAAACAUAUAUAGUCUGUCAAUGAGAGGCAGAGAAAUAAAAAAAAAAAGUAGAGCAGUUUCAACCAUUAUUUUAUAACAUACAAAAUGGAAAUCAUUAUUGAUAUAAGAUUUUAGUGAUGUCCGUAGAAAUAAUGAGGAAUUAUGAGUAUGUUUUAUAGGCAAACAUGAUUCACUGCCAGUCAGAAUUUUAAAUAUCUGAACUGAAGAAUUAGAUAUUUUAUCUAUAUACAUGUAGUAUAUUAUUGUUAUGAGAUCUGAAAUCUCAGGUUUAGUCAAAUUAUCUGUGAUAACCUAGCCACAUGUUUUUGUCUUCAUCUCGUUUUACACAUCAGUAAUGACAUUUUAUUUAUUUAUCAAAAAAAUCUUUAUAAAUCUAAUUUGUGUUAUACAUUUUAAUUAAUUUGUUUUAUCUUAUUUAACAUGUUAAUAUCGGAUUUUAAAUACGUUUACCAACAUUACUGACUUCAGAAAAUUAGUUUGCCACAUCGAGUCAAGUGAUUAAAUAACAGCAGUACUUAUGAAGAUUUUUGGUUUGAUUAAUAUUUUGUGAUGUUCUAACAUUGUUUAUCAGAACUGUGGCUGGUGUAAUAAUUCGUCCAUAUUUGUUACUUGUAAGUCACUGUUAACAAUUAACAGUGCAAUGACAUAUUUUUAUAGAAAUAAAAAUAUUGGAAUCUA